AUGUAUAAUGGUCAUCCAAAUCUUGGUGCCUCCGCUAAUGUGGUCGUCCGUUUAUCACAAACAGUUAACACCUUUGUUAAUCAUAUAAUUUAUUUUGAUAAUUUUUAUACGACAGUUCCAUUGUUGGUGUACUUGCGAGCUAAAGGUAUUCACAGUUUAGGAACAUUACGUGUAAAUAGAAUACCUAACUGCAAACUACCGUCAGAUAAUAAAAUCAAAGACCGGCAAAGAGGGGUUUUAAUUGAAUAUGUUGGAUCGGUGUACAGUGUAGAAAUAAUUAAUGUAUUAUGGAAAGACAACAACGCCGUCCGUUUGCUGUCCACAUAUGUCGGAGUUAAGGCUUUUAUAAAAGAAAAUACCAACAAUCACAUUUCAAAAAUACCACGUUAUGACAGAAAAUCAAAACACUACAUUGAAAUCGAUUGUCCGCAAAUUAUUCGUGAGUACAACUGCCACAUGGGUGGUGUCGAUUUAAUGGAUGGCCUCAUGGGCCGGUACCGUAUUCGAGCAAAAACAAGAGAUGCUGCGACUCGAUUAUUUUAUCAUUUAGUUGAUAUGGCAGCAACGAACGGAUACCUUUUAUACAGACGAAUUCAAAGAUCUAAAAAUCCUGACAGUUUGAAAAACAAUAACCAUACAACGUUACAGUUACCAGAGUUUCGUGAAUCGGUCGCUGCUGGACUAGUUGCAUAUAAAGAAAAGCAAACACCCGGUCGUCCAUAUGGCAUAGUGUCUCAAUCGGUUUCUAAAUAUGUUACUCUUACAAAUAAUCAACAACCAAAUUCAUUAAGAAUUGGUAGUAAAACUAUUCAUCCAGUUGCAGAUAUACGCUAG
Calliphora vicina (urban bluebottle blowfly) is the source of this 834-nucleotide messenger RNA. RefSeq lists its product as uncharacterized. The transcript is spliced from 2 exons. NCBI's taxonomy places the organism in Eukaryota, Metazoa, Arthropoda, Insecta, Diptera, Calliphoridae. The record is from RefSeq and is a predicted model, not a curated record. The coding region runs from base 1 to 834 and encodes 277 amino acids.